This is a messenger RNA of Stegodyphus dumicola, 709 nucleotides long. Its product is annotated as synaptophysin-like protein 1. Gene Ontology annotation, cellular component: synaptic vesicle; synaptic vesicle membrane. The record is from RefSeq and is a predicted model, not a curated record. NCBI's taxonomy places the organism in Eukaryota, Metazoa, Arthropoda, Arachnida, Araneae, Eresidae.
GCUGAAGUUAGCGCAAAUAGGUCGUUUUAACAUUUGCAGCAGUGCAUGAGUUGAUAGAAGUAUGUGGUUUUCUUUAUAAAUUAUCGAAGAACUCAUAAGAAAUUUGCUUGAAAAGAAACUAAAUUUCAUCUGUUCACUCUAUAUUAGUAAAUAAAACAUCUGCAAUAACAGUUUUGCCUAGUCAUGGACCUGAAUUUAAGAGUUUUGAUUGAGCCUCGAGGGUUCAUUCGAAUCAUUCAAAUUGUGAUGUCUAUAUUUGCAUUCGCAACAACUGCUGGCUUUGAAACAUUUGUUACUCUUGAAAUUAAAUGCAAAGCAUUUGAAAGGACUGUACAGUAUAAAUUUGGAUAUCCAUUUAAAUUGGGAAAGACAGGUUUCAGGGGGCCCGAAUCAUGUGCAAAUAUUUCUGAUAUAUCUUAUAAAAUGUAUACGUUUCCAUACGACUUCUCCAGUAAUGCAGAAUUUUUUGUUGCCUCUGGUGUGCUGACUUUAAUGUAUACUGCAGGAAUUCUGUUUAUCUAUGUGAUCAUGCAUCGAUUAUAUUCAACCAAUCAAAUGACUCCUGUAAUUAAUGUGCAUUGAAGAAGCAUGCAUAUGGAAUUCACCAGGAGCAGAUUUAAUUAUACAUAUUUUACUAAUGUAAUUGCUUCACAUUGUUUUUAAAAAGAUAAUUUUUAUCUUAGCUGUAUUACAGAAUGUGCAUUGAAGA